AUGUCUUCUCGGAAGUUGUUUUCGGAGGAAGAGAAGAAGACGCAAAUGCACCUUCAACGAUUGGCGCGACCUCUGCUUAAUGAUUCGAAGUACAGGCAAAGGGUUUUAGAAGCUCUAUGGAAGAGUUCAUUUUACAGUUUAAUUUGCUGUAUGAGAGGUGCAUCUCUUAAUGAUCAGCAAAAAGGCUGGUGUGACAUGCAAAUAAGUAUACUCGUUGGAGAAAUGACAAGAAUUAGUAUCGAGUUUCCUGAUCUUCAGAAUGCUGUGUCUAUCUAUCUUGGUGAUUUGCGCAGAAGUGUGGCUGAGAUGGAUAAUGGAGGUGGUAUCGUUUAUAAUCAACUGGGAUUAUUAGUUCAAGAUUCGGAGCCGAUCAAAGCUCUUCUAUACUUUUUCUUGGCUUAUUCAUUUCCUAAUCGGCCGUUUCAUGGUGCUUUUGCUAAUAUACUUGGUCUACUAGCAAAAAAAACUGCAAUUCUUGACGAUCCAGUCGUUGCUGUGAUUGAACAUUGUUUGACAACUUUUAGUCGUUAUGAAUUUCAAGAUUUAAUGACAACCGGUUUGGAACACAUUCAGAGCCAGCUUGAUACGAAAGAUGCUUUUUAUGUUUCUUGUUCUGUCAGCCUUCUUAUUUUAGCUGUCCUGGCUUUGUUUUCAAAAGACAAACAGAAUGAAGCCCGAAGUGUGAUAGAAAUGCUAUUGAAAACUGCGGAGGAUACCCUAAAAACCCUAGAGGAAUGGACUCCAAUCAAAAUUUCUGGGUCUCGUCGAAGACGUGCUUCAGAGGCGGGAAAAGAACGAUCCGAUAAUAGUAGCAGUGAGUCAUUUGGAGUGGAGGAAGACAAUGACGAAGGCGUUGUUGAAUUGGAUUCAGACGAUGGCAUUUGUAUGUGUGGUAAGAUUGGAGAAUUUGACGGAAAGUUUACAAAAAACAAAGACGAGCAAGAAAUGCAGAUGCUUCAAGUGGCUUUGCUCCAUUUUGCAGUUAGCACUGCACCUUAUAUAUACAAUGGUAAAUCUGCUCCUGCUGCAAUGAAGCAUCAGUACGAAGUUUUUUGCCAAAACAUGUGUCGUCACUUGAAUGAGGCAAACUACGGUCUUAGCUCAUCGACGCAUCUUCCCUUAUGGUAUCUUGGUACUUCCGACUCCUUUAAGCUUCUCCCAAGGUUUUUGGAGGAAUUCGCAAUGGCUGAGGACACGCCUGUCCAUUACGAAUGCUAUUUUCGUUUUAUAACAAGGAGCGCGCGUGAGGAACUUUUGAUGAAGAAUAUGGCAAAAAUGCGUCUAAUUCACGAGACAAAGGAGGAAGAAGCACGAGCAUGGGUUCCUGUUUAUGUUGUUCCUGAAAAGGAAGUGCUUAUACAGCGACCUGGAAUUUUGAAGGGCAUUGUGAAAAAUAGUAAAAUAAUAGUGGUCAUUGCUGAAGACACUCUUAGAGAGAUGGAUAAGUUAAAAAAAGAAAAGGCUGGCGCACGAGAAGCCAUACGUUUUAUCGAGAAUCAGGUUUCUGAUCCUGCCAGACGUUUGCGCAUUGAAAACAGCUCUUCUGUUCAAGAGUGUGCAGAAAAGCUUGCUUCUCAGACUCAGUUAACAGAUGCAGUUAUUGUUGUUAUUCUUACGAUGUCGAAAAUAGACAACAAAACGGUGCCGAGAUGUAACGGGCUGAAAACUCAGUUCGUUUCACCACAGUCUGCUGGCGGGUUUUUGUGCUAUGAUCUUGUUGUGGAAACGUAUCAGAAAGUAAAAGAAACAUCUUUACAUUUAUUCGUAGGAGAAAGCGUGCAAAAUUCUAAAAAUAUUUCUUGGUGGCACAGCUCUAGGUUACAGGCCGCUAGUUCCAGCUUCCGCAGCCCUGAUACGGCGCUGUUACAACUGGAUCAAAAAUUACUUUAUAGUGGUAUUGAAACGUCAAACAGCAGUAGAGCUGUGCCUGUGAAAAGUGCUGAUCGACAUCUUCCGGUAGUUCAGCAGAUCGUGGAUACGGACGGGAAUACAGUGUCUUGUGUGUUGGCUGUCGAAAAGCUUGACUUCCCGAGACAAGGGGAGGUUGGUGGAUGUCUGGAUCUGCAUAACUUGAAGCUUCACGCUACUCGAUGGAACUUAAUGUGGUACGGUUUGAUCAGCAGCCCUUGUUUAAAGCCAUUGUUCACAGUGGGACUGGAAAGAAAGCUGGAAUAG
This is a messenger RNA of Enterobius vermicularis (human pinworm), 2175 nucleotides long. The record is from the annotation of a GenBank genome assembly. NCBI's taxonomy places the organism in Eukaryota, Metazoa, Nematoda, Chromadorea, Rhabditida, Oxyuridae.